Molecule: messenger RNA, 1362 nt
Organism: Prunus armeniaca (apricot)
Lineage: Eukaryota; Viridiplantae; Streptophyta; Magnoliopsida; Rosales; Rosaceae
Source: the annotation of a GenBank genome assembly
AUGCCUCAUGAAAAAGGGAUUUCAGAGGCUGCAGGCAGCUGCCGCUUAUCUUUGAAUCCGAUUCCUGAUCUUUCACUGCACAUAAGCCCUCCAAACGCAAACACAAACAAAAACGCAAACAGUGCUCCCUCCUCCAUUUGCACUGACCACCGCACAAACAAAGCACCUAAUCAUCACGAAUCCGGCAGCUGCUUCGACAUAUGGCGCAGAGACAUGGACGGCGAUGGUCUGAUUAACAAAUCUCACAGUGACAGUUGUGUUAGAAGAGGCAGCUGCAGUCUAGUCGCAGCCGCUGAUCAUGACACUGAGCUCUCUCUCGCAAAUCCCACAGCUUCGGAGGCUGAGAGCCGCUGGAGAAAAAACUAUUUCAACACCCGGGGAGGCGGCGGAGAGGGUCGUCGUCAUCAUCUUCAUCACCAUGAAGAAGAAGAAGAAGCAAAGACCAGUAUAAGUCAUGGGUUUUCGAUGCUGGAUGUAGCGGAGAGGCUCAAACCCAUCAAAGGAAUUCCAGUUUACAACUGUCCUUCUACUAAUUGCUCCUUUCCUCCCAACUUGGAGGAACAAACUCACUACUCAAGAGUGGACCGAGAUCAGAGGGAUGAUUUUGAUUCUAACAAGUUGCGCUUGUAUCUAUCUAAUUCCUUGAGGCCUGCUGCACCGGCUGCAAAUUCAUGUAGUGGUAUGGGAAUGGGAAUGGGCUUUGAAUCCGCCAUGUCCCGGACGUUUAACGGGAUGACCAUGGACAGUCUAAGUCAACGACAACACUACUUUCCGUCGUAUAAUUUGAAUCAUUUGCAGCAGCAGCAGCAGCAGCAGCAGCAAUGCAGUGUUGGUGGUGUUAGUGGAGGUGCAAAUUACAGUUAUAAUUAUAAUUCGGAUUUGCCCUCUAAUGGAUUCAUCAUGAGAUCGAGAUUUACGCCGACUAAGCUAUCUCAGAAUAUCAACAAGAAGAACAUGAGGGCGCCAAGAAUGCGCUGGACUACUUCCCUCCAUGCCCGUUUUGUUCACGCUGUCGAGCUCCUUGGCGGCCAUGAAAGGGCUACUCCAAAGUCAGUGUUGGAGCUCAUGGAUGUCAAGGAUCUCACACUUGCUCAUGUUAAGAGCCAUUUGCAGAUGUACAGAACUGUAAAGAACACUGACAAACCUCUAGGUUCCUCAGAUGGAUCUGGUGAUGAAGAUCUUUUGUCCACAACAACAACACAUCAUCAUAAUUCAAGUGCCUUACUUAACCAAAGAGGAGCCUCAAAUUUAGAGCACGAUAUGGAACACCACCACCACCCUUCUUCUAACAAUCUGUGGGGCAAUUCUUCCAGCCUCUUAUAUAUAUACUUGGACUUGAAGAGAUUGCUUGCUUCUCUCUAA